Penaeus vannamei (Pacific white shrimp) is the source of this 3282-nucleotide messenger RNA. The record is from RefSeq and is a predicted model, not a curated record. NCBI's taxonomy places the organism in Eukaryota, Metazoa, Arthropoda, Malacostraca, Decapoda, Penaeidae.
ACCAGCUGGCGCACCUCCGCCUCCUGCCCUCGGGGAGCUGGAUAUGCUCCGCAGGCUCAACCUCCGCAGGAACCUCCUACAGACCAUCCCUUCAGAGUUGUGUUUCCUCCGGCUGGUGCUGCUGGACCUGAGUGGCAACCGCAUCGCCAUGCUGCCCACCGAACUCCGCUUCAUGUCCUCGCUGGUGACGCUGAGCCUGGACAACAACCCCCUGCAGCACCCGCCCGCCAAUCUUUGUACAAGAGGGCGAGUCCACAUCUUCAAAUGGCUGGAAAUGACAGCGGCAAAGGAGGACAAGAAGAGAGGUGUAUUAUCCGAAGCCGAAUUCCGAAAACUAAGGAAGCCUUCGUCUGCUACAGAUUUCAGAUUUGUCAAUGGGUUCUUUGACCCACGCCACAAGCGCAGUACGAUGGAUAGUGGGUACAGCACAAGUGAGAAUGGUGACCAGAGAUGGUCACAGGAGAGUCAGGAGAGCCUAGAGUAUGAAGAUUCACGAAAGCUAGCGGUAAUGGCUGCCACCUGUACAAAAGAGCAAAGGCAGGAGAGGGGCAGGAGUGGCCCUCCAUCCCGAUCAGUCAAUGGAUUACCUAAUGGGGGCAUGAACACUGGGGUUAAUGGGUCGCAGGGAAUGAAUGGCUCAGGUUAUGGGGCACAACACAGCACAGACCAUCCUACAAGUGGCUUGUCAACACCAAGUACACUAAGUCCUGGUGAUGGAUUCAAUUUAGAAGAUGAAUUCAACAAGGUAAUGGAGGCAUUGAAACUGAAACAGGACUAUGAAAAUGUUUAUGGCAGUGAUCAUUCCCCUGUGAAAGAAAGCAACUCUGGUGCUAUUUGGAAUGUUGGGAGUGGCAGCCACAGCAGCAGCAGCAACAGCAGCAACAGCAACCACAGCAGCAACACCAACGGGGGCAUCACCCUUCGUCACCCACCAGAGCCCCCCCAUCCCCUUAACCCUGAUCCUGGAGGGGGUUAUAUCCCCUCCCUUCACCCCCCCUUCCACACACCCCACGCCCACAUCCCCACCUACAGAGAAUAUGUGGAAGCUAAAUUGCAAAAACGAGCGAUGGAAAACAACAAUAUCUACAGACGGCAGGGAUCAGAAGGGAAUUCCCCCACAGCAGAAAAUGGAACACACAGAUCAGUUGAAAAUAUUUCCCACCGGAGCGAGAUGGCGUCCUAUCCUAGACCAAAUCCUAUGGGGGCGUCCAAACCUCCUUGUAAUGGGCUUGAUGGGUAUUCACAAAGGUUGCCAAGCCAACCGCGACCGCAAGACCUUAGUCGGGAGGAUAUGACACGUGCCGAUGUCAAGAACAUUCAGAAGGAAGCAGUGUUGUCUUAUGUUAAGUCUCGUGUUAGCCCUAGCAAGGGUUCAGCCUCCAACUCCCCUGACGUAAGCUUUGACUCUGGGGACGGGCCUUCGUAUCCCCAAGUCUCCUCCAACUCCUCACACCUACAACACAAUGUGCCACAUGCCACCAGCUUCUCAUCUAGUCCAUACACCAGCCAAAAUGUUAGUUACCCCAUAAGUGCUCCUCAAGCCUCUAGUACACCAUUCACAAGCAGUAAUAAUAUGGCCAACCCAUAUCCCAGUGCAACCCACCAGAGUACUUCCCAGCCCAGCACCCCACAUGCGAGUACGUAUGCAAGCAGGGGCAGUAAUGGCUCGUUGCCCAAGACACCAAGCACAGUCAAGGCUCGAAAGAGGAGUGGAGGCGGCAGGCCCUUUGAUCCUGAUGCGUCUCCUGCUCAUCUGAACUUCACCUACAGACGGGAGAUGGAGAAACAGCAGCAUGAGAAGCAGUUGAUAGAAAAUUUAAGAAAUAUAAUUGAAAGCAGAUUAAAGGUGUCUUUGCCAGCUGACCUCUCUGCUGCCUUGAUGGAUGGUGUUGUGCUCUGCCACCUAGCAAACCAUGUCCGCCCGAGAUCUGUUUCUUCUAUCCAUGUUCCGUCUCCGGCGGUGCCAAAAUUGACAAUAGCUAAAUGUAGGUUGAAUGUUGAAAACUUCCUUGAAGCUUGCCGGAAAAUCGGAGUAGAAGAUGACUACACUUGCAGUGCACAUGACAUUUUGGAAGAGAGAGGGACAGUGCGUGUGGCCAUAACUGUCGAGAGAUUGCUUCAAUUCUACCAGGGACGCCAUGCACCCAUGUCGCCAAGAAACCAGACCCCAGUAUGACAGCCCCUCUCCUGAGCUCCUCUGCAACCCCCAGUAUUAUCAUGUCCUGUCAGACUUGCAGAUUGCAGUUUUUUCUGUGUAUAAAGUGAAAAGGACAGGAUGUAGAUAGAUUCUUCUUUCUCAUUUCCCCUCCAUUAUGGGGCCAACUCUUUUUCAGAGGAUAAUAUUCCUGCCACAUAAAGCAUUCUUUUGUUCUUCUGCAUAUGUCUGUUAUAUAAGAGACUUGAACAGUUGGCUGCAUUCAAGGCUUGUGCAGUUUGCUGUUUUGACAAGAAGGAAAAAAAUGUGCUUCCCUUGUACUGUCAUUAUUCAAGCCAAAGGCAAUUUGUUAUCAUCAGCGAAUACUCUGUGCUGUUGUAAAUUAUUUUUUUUAAAGGAAGAAACUAAGGUUUGUUCUUUUUUUAAGAAUUUAUUUUUUUUCAUAAUCAUCCAUGACCUUUUUUUUGCUCACUUCAAGGUCAUCAAAUCAUUCCUAAGUAAAUUUUAUACUAUAAAGCUAUUGUGUGCUUUUAAACUGUUCCUUUAGUCAUGUUAUAUAUAUAUUUUUAUCUUUACACAGCUCUCUCAGCAUCAUACUCAUAAGCUGUCUGUUACUGUCAAAAGUACUGAAUGAAAUUUGCUCACUAUUUAUGCCAUUUUAUGUAGAGAGAGAGAGAGAGAGACAGAAAAAGUGUUCAAAAAGUGUCCAAUGUGUGGGUUGUGCUAAAAUGAUGACCUAGUCCAUGGUUCUUCAAUUUUCAUUUCUGUAUUUGGAGUUUCCAAUUUUUAGCUUGAUUUUUAAAUGUUUAGGAAAAAUAUUGCAUGUUGUAGUACCCCAUUUUUAUUUUGGAAUUGUUUAGAUUUUACUCGGACAUUUACUGUCGAUGACAAUAAUAUAUUGUUUUGAUUAUCCAUCUCUGAAGUUGAAAUGGGCAUUAAUACAUUGUUAUAAAAAUGUUAAAGAAUAUACAGAAGAAAGACCGAUCUUGCCAUCAUUAUAUAAUUGUUGAAAUACUUUAUAUCACAAGAACUAAUUAUAACACAAGAACAAAAUUGGUUCUCUUUUCAUUUUACUGCCCAUAUAACAAAAGAUGAAUAUGUGCAAAGGUUGGAAUAAUCUAUAAAAA